Messenger RNA from Alternaria incomplexa, 309 nucleotides. RefSeq lists its product as uncharacterized. The transcript has 2 exons. The record is from RefSeq and is a predicted model, not a curated record. Bases 1 to 309 code for a protein of 102 amino acids. Lineage: Eukaryota; Fungi; Ascomycota; Dothideomycetes; Pleosporales; Pleosporaceae.
AUGGCGCUCUCGCCGUACCAUGACAUUGGUGAUCUUGACCGGACAAGCGCCGGCAGGCAAUACGGUCUGCUUGCACAUAGGACACAGCGAGGAGUGACUGAGGAGAAAGGUGUGUAUGGGAAGUUUGUCAAGGACUUGUUGCGAGACUGUCAGGCGCUUGACGCCCAACGCUUCGAGGUCAACCUGGCCGUUGAGAACGCGCUCGCGGAGAUCGUUGCGCCGUCUCCGUUGGAUAAUGUGCAUGAUGAGGGAGGUGAUGCUGACAGCGACGAGGAGGAUUGCGAGUACGAUGACGAGGAAAACCCAUAG